UUUAUUUUCUUCGUCCUUCAAUUUUCUCCCUCAAUUAAAUUAACAUUUCUUCAGAAAACAAAACGAAAUUAAAUCUUGUCCGAUCGAACUGAAUUUCGUAGUUUAAUUUUGGGUUUGAAAAUCUGUUGUUUACUUCUCGAUCCUCCUCAAUUAGAGUUGGUUUUACUGCGAACGUAAUUAUUGUGGUAAUUGUUUUAAGCAUAAUUUCGGUUUGGUUUUCAGAGUUUUUGAUUAUGAGUGUGGGGGUGAAAAUCCAGCGGAAAGAUAAUUGGGUUCGAGUUUGUUUUAGUUUAAUUGCUAAUUGAGCUUAAUUAGUUUGCGUUUCGAUCUCCAGCAAUGUUGGGUUCGAACCGGAUUGGCUUGUGUUAGUGUUGCUGGAGUAGCCCGGCUGGAAAUUAGGGUUUUUAAUUUGGGGGUUCAUAUGAAAUAUUGAAGAUAUUGUUAGGUUGGGGAUUUGUAUGAGUCCCCCCGAUUGUGUGUUUGUUGCUGGGUGUGAAGUACUUAGCUUGAUUUUCGAGUAAUCCUAGUUUUCGACAUUUAAGUGUUGGUUUCUGUGUUGUUCCGAGUGCUGAUGCUAUUGUUUCUUGUUGUUUGUGUUAGAUCCCACAAUGAAUGGUGGUAAUAUUGAUGUGCUCUGAAGUGGGGAUUGUGAAAUUGUUAGGUUUAUGACCGCAGUGAUAUUAAGUUUGUUCUGUUUGUGAGGUUUUGGUUAGGCUUUUUGUAUUGCAUAUUUCGUUAAAUUGAGUGGGGGGUUUGAGGUUGUUGAUUAGGCCUGGCUCUGGAGAGCUACUUAGACUCUGGCCACCGGAGGGCGGGGCCUCCUAUGGUGCCCUCACGGGUGGCUGGAGGAUUAACGCAAUCUUCAUCGAGUUCUGGGAUUUUCUUCCAAGGGGAUGGGCAGUCUCAGUCUGUAGUUAACUCUCACUUGAGCUCGUCUUUUGGGAACUCUUCUAAUUCAAUUCCCGGAACUGGGCGUUCAAAUUUGGGUCCGGUUUCUGGGGACAUGAACAAUGCAGUUUUAAGCAGUGUGGCGAAUUCAGGUCUGAGUGUUGGGGCAAGUUCUUUGGUCACAGAUGCAAAUUCUGUACUCUCAGGAGGUCCCCAUUUGCAGAGAAGUGCAAGCAUCAAUAACGAGUCCUACUUACGCUUACCAGCUUCCCCUAUGUCAUUCUCGUCGAACAAUAUUAGCAUGUCUGGAUCAUCAAUUAUGGAUGGCUCUUCUGUAGUGCAACAGAGUUCUCAGCAUGACCAGAAUUCUCAACAAAUUCAGCAGGGGCAGCAUCACCAACAUCCGCGGCAGCAAGGGACUUCUAGUGUUACAUCCUUACCAACAUCCCAAAAUGGCCAAGGUUCCCUUCCCAUGGGGCCACGUGUCCCUGGAACUUUCAUUCAAGAUCCAAAUAAUUUGGCUCACAUCCAGAAGAAACCACGAUUGGAUAUCAAGCAGGAAGAAAUUAUGCAGCAGCAGGUGCUGCAGCAGCUACUGCAAAGGCAAGAUUCCAUGCAGUUCCAAGGACGGAAUCCACAGUUACAAGCCUUGAUUCAACAACAGAGACUACGGCAACAGCACCAGCAACAACAACAAAUCUUGCAGUCCAUGCCUCAAUUGCAGAGAGCACAUAUGCAGCAUCAGCAGCAGCAGCAACAGCAACAGCAACAGCAGUUGCAGAUGAGACAGCAACUUCAACAACAAGCUCUGCAGCCAGCAUAUUCCAUUAAGCGUCCAUAUGAUGGUGGUGUAUGUGCUCGUAGGCUGAUGCAGUAUCUAUAUCAUCAGCGGGAACGACCAACUGACAAUAGCAUUGCAUAUUGGAGGAAGUUUGUGACAGAGUAUUACUCUCCUCGUGCUAAGAAAAGAUGGUGCUUGUCAUUAUAUGACAAUGUUGGGCAUCAUGCUCUUGGUGUUUUCCCUCAGGCUUCUAUGGAUGCUUGGCAGUGUGAUAUUUGUGGUUCUAAAUCUGGAAGAGGCUUCGAGGCGACCUUUGAAGUACUCCCUAGACUUAAUGAGAUCAAAUUUGGCAGUGGAGUCAUCGAUGAGCUUUUGUUUAUAGACUUGCCAAAGGAAUGUAGGUUUGCUUCUGGUGUAAUGAUGUUGGAAUAUGGAAAAGCAGUUCAGGAGAGUGUAUACGAGCAACUCCGUGUUGUUCGCGAGGGUCAGCUUCGUAUCGUGUUUACACAAGAUUUAAAGAUAUUGUCUUGGGAGUUUUGUGCUCGACGCCAUGAAGAGCUUCUUCCUCGUAGGCUUGUUGCUCCACAGGUUAAUCAAUUGGUUCAGGUUGCACAAAAGUGCCAGAGUACAAUUGCUGAAAGUGGAUCUGAAGGGGUUUCUCAGCAGGAUCUUCAAGCAAAUAGCAAUUUGGUUCUGACAGCUGGGAGGCAGCUCGCAAAGAGUUUGGAGUUGCAGUCGCUCAAUGAUUUGGGCUUUUCUAAAAGAUAUGUGAGGUGUUUGCAGAUUUCAGAGGUUGUAAACAGCAUGAAAGAUUUGAUUGACUUCUGCCGGGAAAACAAAGUUGGCCCAAUUGAGGGCUUGAAGGUUUAUCCUCGGCAUGCAAGUGCAAACAAGCUCCAGAUGCAAAAGAUGCAGGAAAUGGAGCAAUUAGCAAGUGUUCAGGGCAUGCCUACUGACAGAAACACUCUUAAUAAGCUAAUGGCGUUGCAUCCAGGACUAAACAAUCAGAUGAAUAACAAUCAACACAUGGCCAGUCGGGGAGCGUUGAGUGGUCCUGCGCAAGCAGCUUUAGCACUAACCAAUUACCAGAAUUUGCUCAUGAGACAGAACUCAAUGAAUUCAAAUGCAAAUUCUCUUCAACAGGAGGCAUCUUCGUCUUUCAACAACCCCAACCAAAGUCCAUCUUCGCCUUUUCAAGGUGCUGCUUCUUUAAUUCCGGGAUCCAUGCAGAGUUUACCAGGAAGUGGCUUUUCAAGUCCCCAUCUAUCCUCACGACAGCCACAUCAGACACCGCAGCUGCAACAGCGGUCACUCAGUUCUAACAGCUUGCUACAGCAAACCAAUCCACAAAAUUCUCAAGGCAACCAGGCCUUGCAGCAACAGAUGAUCCAACAACUGCUGCAGGAGAUGUCUAAUAACAAUGGAGGACAACAAUCUCUUCCUGGUCCAAAUUCUAAUGGGAGUUUGACAAGGAAUGGCAUGAGUUUUGGAGGCAAUAAUUCAGCAGCCUGUAAUGCUACUCCAACUGUGUCCGGAAGUCACGGCCCUGCUCCAAGCAGGAGUAACAGUUUCAAAGCUGCUGCAAACAGUGACUCUUCAGCAGGUGGUGGUAGUAAUGCAUUCAAUCAGAGAGCACAAGAUCUACCCUCGAACCUUCAUUUGCAAGAGGAUAUGGCUCAAGACAUUGCCCGUGAAUUCACAGAAAACGGCUUUUUAAACAAUGAUCUUGAUGAUAAUAUGGGUUACAGUUGGAAGGUAUGAUUAACAUAAGAUGGCCUGAUUACUGGCGCCAAUUUGGUAAGCGGCAGCAUAUAUCUUUGUACAGCACAUUUUUAAAAUAACUGUUUUUCCUCUCUUCCCCUUUCUUGAUUUCCUUCACCUUGGAUUAGUAUGGAAUUUGUCGAGACAUCGCACACUUGUACUUGGGUAGUUCAGUUGAGUAGGACUUUAGCAAUCGUUUUGUUUUACUUCCUUUUCUUGGUUCCGAGGGUUUUCUAUCUCCGUGUCUUGCAAGUGUAAUCUAUUGGAUAAAGGACUGAGACCUUCUCUAGUUUCUGAGUAAUAUGAUAUUACAUGCUUUCA
Molecule: messenger RNA, 3751 nt
Organism: Argentina anserina (silverweed cinquefoil)
Lineage: Eukaryota; Viridiplantae; Streptophyta; Magnoliopsida; Rosales; Rosaceae
Product: probable transcriptional regulator SLK2
Exons: 9
Coding region: 824-3430 (868 amino acids)
Biological process (GO): negative regulation of transcription by RNA polymerase II; positive regulation of transcription by RNA polymerase II
Cellular component (GO): nucleus; transcription regulator complex
Source: RefSeq, a predicted model, not a curated record